GGGUGCGGGGAGAGGAUGGGCGUCCCCACCCCGAAGCAGUUCUGCCUGGUCCUGGAGAGGCCGCUCAUCAGCUACGCCCUGCAGGCCCUGGAGAGCGUGCAUUGGAUAGAAGACGUUGUCGUGGCAGUCACUAGAGAGAACACGGAAGCAAUGGAGGCUAUCAUUCAGAGAUACCAGCAUAAGCGCGUUUCUCUGGUUGAAUCUGGAGUGACCCGCCAUCGGUCAAUUUUCAAUGGACUAAGAGCACUGGCAGAGGAUGGUCCCGACACGAAGCUUUCUAAGCCCGAAGUCGUGAUUAUCCAUGAUGCUGUGAGACCAUUUGUCGAAGAGGACGUUCUCCUGAAAGUUGUCAUAGCUGCUAAAGAACAUGGGGCAGCAGGAGCAAUUCGGCCUCUGGUAUCUACUGUCAUCAGUCCAUCUGCCGAUGGUUGCUUAGACCACUCACUAGAGCGAGCCAGAUACAAAGCUAGUGAAAUGCCACAGGCUUUUCUAUUUGAUGUGAUCUACAAAGCAUAUCAGCAGUGUAGUGACUAUGACUUGGACUUUGGAACUGAAUGUUUACAAUUGGCUCUACAAUACUGUCAAACCAAAGCCAAACUGGUAGAAGGCAGCCCAGACCUGUGGAAGGUGACCUACAAGCGAGAUCUGUAUGCGGCGGAAGCAGUUAUUAAGGAACGGAUUUCACAACAGAUUUGCAUAGUUAAGGAUGUCAAAGAAGAUGGAGAACAUGUAGGUCUUCUUGAAGAAAUGUUAAAAAAUGAAUUCAAGCAUGCAGAUGUCACAUCUAAGGCACUGGGUCCUGCUGCCGGAGAUCUUCCCCGCGUCACCUUAGAGCGCUGCUGCAGUUUUGUUUGCGUCAAUGUUAUGAACUCUGAUUUUCAUGAAACUCAGAAGUUGUUGAAGUUACUUGAAGAUAGUCAUCUUUCCAUUUUUUAUCCCCUUGUUGUUAUUUCGGUGCAUUUCCUUGCUUACAAUUCAGUAUCUUUUGGUGAGAAAAUGGAAGACCUCAGGCAAAUCAGGGAACUUGCAAAAGAAGUGAAAAAAAGAAAUAUUUUACUAUAUGGCCUUCUCAUAUGUUACCCACAGGAGGAGCUUAAGCUACAGCAGCGUGUAGGGCAAGGCGCUGCCAUUAUUGCUGCCUUAAUCAAAGAAAGAAAUCCCAGCCUCGCUGGUCAGCUUCUGGUGGCAUGAAGCGUCAGGAGAGAACAUACUAUGAUUUCUAAAGUAUUCCCGAGUACCUCUACUUUUUCCCAUCUUGUAUGCAGUAGCAUGUUCAUGGUGCCUUUUUGUCAGAGAAUAUGUGUUGAAUGCCAUACUCAGUGUAUACAAAUGGAUCCAUGUUGUAUCUGUGAGAUAAAUAAUUGCUGUUGUCUAUAUGAAAUAUAAUUCUCUGAACCAGAAAAGACUAGGUAAAUGGAAAAUAACAACCUUGGCAUGAAGAAUCUUUUCACCAAGUCUCAAAAAGUCAAAUAGAAAUAAGAAUACACGAGCAAUUCCUGCUAAAGAAUAAAAAAUUUAAUAACUUCA
Messenger RNA from Echinops telfairi (small Madagascar hedgehog), 1527 nucleotides. RefSeq names its product CDP-L-ribitol pyrophosphorylase A (gene CRPPA). NCBI's taxonomy places the organism in Eukaryota, Metazoa, Chordata, Mammalia, Afrosoricida, Tenrecidae. Gene Ontology annotation, cellular component: cytosol. Gene Ontology annotation, molecular function: D-ribitol-5-phosphate cytidylyltransferase activity. The annotation marks the transcript as partial. The transcript is spliced from 10 exons. The record is from RefSeq and is a predicted model, not a curated record. Gene Ontology annotation, biological process: isoprenoid biosynthetic process; protein O-linked glycosylation via mannose.